AUGGUGUCUGCCAAUCGGCUUCUAACUUUCCUUGCUUUUUUUGGUGCUCUGGCGAGUCCCACUGACCCCACGUUCACCGAGGCCGUUGUUCAUGGCGAGGGGUUAUACGAGCUUCCGCAGAUCGGAGAAAAUAUAUCCAAUGCAACACGCAGCGAGGGACUUCAUCGUCGCGCUACAGAACUCACAACCAGCAAGGACGGUGUCAACGCCGCGGGAUAUUACUACUCCCUUUACAAUGACAACCAUGCCGGCGCCGAGUACACCGAGUACCCUGACAGUGGUCGGUUCCAACUGAAAUGGAACGUGGAUAAAGAGUUCCUGGGAGGGAAGGGCUAUCGUGGCGGUAGCACGCGGAAAUUAACCUGGGAUGGCCACUUUAAGGCGGAGGGUGACUAUACUCUGGCAGUCUAUGGCUGGACUACGGACCCUGUCACCGAGUGGUACAUCGUCGAGCAACACGGCACGGGCACCCCGGGUAAUGGCCAUAUCCUUGGCCAGGUCAAUGUCGACGGCGGGGUAUAUGACGUCUAUAUGCUUCCCUACAGGAAUGUACCGAAAAUCUACGGUGUCACCAACUUCAACCAGCUGUGGUCUGUCCGUCGCAAUCCUCGUACCACCGGUUCAGUCGAUGUAACAGCUCACUUCAAGCGCUGGAAAGAGCUUGGACUCCAGCCAGGCAACCCCGUCUUCCAGAUGCUGACUGCUGAAGGAUUCAAGGGCGCUGGAAACCUAGAUUUCCAGCUACACUAA
Messenger RNA from Aspergillus pseudonomiae, 750 nucleotides. RefSeq names its product glycoside hydrolase family 11 protein. NCBI's taxonomy places the organism in Eukaryota, Fungi, Ascomycota, Eurotiomycetes, Eurotiales, Aspergillaceae. Gene Ontology annotation, biological process: xylan catabolic process. The transcript has 2 exons. The record is from RefSeq and is a predicted model, not a curated record. Bases 1 to 750 code for a protein of 249 amino acids. Gene Ontology annotation, molecular function: hydrolase activity, hydrolyzing O-glycosyl compounds.